AUGAUCAGUGGCGAUAAGCCUCAUUCGUCUAUUAGCGAUUGGAUCGAAAUACUUUCUUCUUCACGCUACACUGAAGACGAUUAUGAAGGCAUCAUCGAACUCGUUGAAUCGAUCAAUUUACAGCCUACAGGUCCAACUGAGGCGUCGAGAGCGAUUCGCAAGAAAUUGAAAUACGGGGAUGUUCACCGGCAACUGAGAGCCUUGACCAUUUUGAAAGCUUUGGUCGAGAAUUGUGGGACCAAGUUUCAAACCAGUUUCGCAAAUGAUCGACUCACCGAACGCAUCAAGUCGAUGGCGUCCGAUCCCAUGACAGAUGAGCAAGUCAAGAAGAAACUCAUGUCAGUGCUUGCGAGCUGGUACAGACAAUUCAAGGAUGAUCCUAAGAUGUCACUUGUUGCUGGUUUAUACCAUUCAUGUGGAGGCGGAUCAGGAAAGAAGCCUCGACUUGUGUUCGAUCAGGCCGCGAGGUCCCCUUAUAGCCCCGGCUCGCAUUCAAAUUUUGAGCUGCAACAGAAAAAGGCCAAGGAGGCGGCGAAACUCCAGGAAGAACGCCGGUUGAAGGGACUCCGCGAAAAGGAGGAGGCGAAGCGGAAGGCAAAAGAGGAAAAGAAGAAGCAAGCUACUUCCCAAAACACGAAACGGAAACCUUUCAACUUUGAGCAGGAGAAACCCCAGAUAGUUUCCUCUAUCUCAACAGCCUCACAGGCAUCAAAUAAUCUCGUCAAUGCCCUGAAGCUAGUAAAUCGAGAGCAAGAGUCAAUAGAGAGAAACGCUCGAGUUCAGGAAUAUCUCGCCCAAGCUAAGGCGGCGGGAAAGGUAAUAGUUCGCUAUAUACAGCUGGUUGAAAAUGAAGAAUAUAUAGGAACGCUCAUCGAUUCUAACGAGAGAGUCAUCGCGGCUCUUGAGUUUUAUGAUCAUAUGCUCAAAGGGGCAGAUCAGGACUCCGAUGAUUCUGACUUGGCGAAUAAGAUGGACAGAGUUUCGGUGUCGGAAUCGGAGAUAUCCAAGAGGCAAGACAAACAGCGAGCGAAAGAACGUAAUGACUCUAUGGACAACCUCUUCAAUGGCACUCCUGGCAGAGGGGUUACUCUGCAUCCUGAUCUGCAGGACUUGACAUUUGGCGAGCUUGGGGCAUCUCAGACAGCUCUACCACCGCCUAUGAGACCCGACGCAACUGUUGGCGACAACGAUCACGAUGUGUACGAUCAACGAGGCACUCUCUCCGAUUACAGUGACUAUGUCUCCUCAGAUGAGGAAACCCCAAAUGCCAAUGUGGUAGCUGCAGCAAGGCCUAGCAACAGCAACUCACAUGACUACCAUGCGCCGGACCCAACGAUACCGAUCGAUUCGACGGGCGGCAAAGAUGCUCUUAUUGAUUUCAGCGAUGAUCCUUUUGCCGAUCCCACCGAUGUCUCCGCAUCCGCCGUUCGACCAGUUGAGCAACGCGUGUUUUUAUCGAUUUCUAGGCGUUGA
Molecule: messenger RNA, 1473 nt
Organism: Cantharellus anzutake
Lineage: Eukaryota; Fungi; Basidiomycota; Agaricomycetes; Cantharellales; Hydnaceae
Exons: 11
Coding region: 1-1473 (490 amino acids)
Biological process (GO): actin cortical patch localization; actin filament organization; endocytosis
Cellular component (GO): actin cortical patch
Molecular function (GO): phosphatidylinositol binding; ubiquitin binding
Source: RefSeq, a predicted model, not a curated record